UUUUACCGACGACUCCUCGACUGUCAAUUAAAGAAGUUAUAAUCAAAAUUGAGGAGCAUCAAAAAUUAAAACCGGGAGUUGAUUUUUCUAAACAUGUUAUCAUCCGUGAAGUCAUGAGGAAACGAAUUAAAGGUGACAAACUUGCUGCGUUGCCUAAAAACAACACUGAAUAUCAAUUUGACGUUGAAAUUGGCGUGCCAUCAAUCGAAGAGGGCAUGGCGACCCCCAAAAUUGAUCAUUAUUUUAACAUAUCUCACAGAGUUUUUCAUAAGUUAAAGAUUAAAAUUAAAUUUAAUGGAUUUAGGGAAUUAACAUUGGUGAGAGACAUCGAAAUUAAGAACAGUCUGAGUCGAGAA
Messenger RNA from Acaulospora colombiana, 356 nucleotides. Lineage: Eukaryota; Fungi; Glomeromycota; Glomeromycetes; Diversisporales; Acaulosporaceae. The record is from the annotation of a GenBank genome assembly.